This is a messenger RNA of Alnus glutinosa, 417 nucleotides long. RefSeq lists its product as uncharacterized. Bases 60 to 371 code for a protein of 103 amino acids. The transcript has 2 exons. The record is from RefSeq and is a predicted model, not a curated record. NCBI's taxonomy places the organism in Eukaryota, Viridiplantae, Streptophyta, Magnoliopsida, Fagales, Betulaceae.
GGAAUAACCAGCGGCACCCCCCAGAUUACGUUCUUGCCCACCUGACAGGGGGGAAGGGAAUGUCCACGGGAUACAGUUUCUGGUAUAUACACGGUGAGACUACCCUAAACCCUGCUGCUCCUGUUCGGGGUCACGACCAUCCCAGUGUCACAGAUACGGCUGCCCGUGGCAUUGAACAUGUAGAAGUCACAGAACAAGGCGGAGACCUGGAACAAGGUAAUGCGACAACGAUUGGUCCGUUGUCGCCUGUUGGACAAUUGCUGAGCCAACAAUCCCCUCUCGGGACUCCAUCGCCCGUUACACCAUCUCUUGCGGGACAAUCGCCGGUUGGCGAGUUCACGCUCGGGACUGCACCUCAUGAUCCGCAGUGACGUCCUCCAGAUUUGUAGAUAUUUUGUGUAUUUUUUUUUUUUUGUU